AUGUCUGUGCAGUACUGCGGUCCAGAAUGCCAAAAGUCCCAUUGGCCUCAACAUAAAUUAGCCUGCAUGUCACCACUGAGGCAGGGAGCGUGGCAGCCGGCUUGUGCUCUAGAAAGUCGACUGCCUUCAGUUGUUCAAGGGCCCCUUAACCAAUUUAUUGGACCGAAUACACACCUGCGGGGCAAUUCUCCUGCGAUUGACGUCCUUCAGCUUGACUCAAAUGAAGGACGUCAUUAUGAUCAUGAUCUCCGUCUCUUGUUUGCCGCUCAGGAGACCUCCAGAAUUUCAUUGAAAUAA
Aspergillus luchuensis is the source of this 297-nucleotide messenger RNA. RefSeq lists its product as uncharacterized. NCBI's taxonomy places the organism in Eukaryota, Fungi, Ascomycota, Eurotiomycetes, Eurotiales, Aspergillaceae. The record is from RefSeq and is a predicted model, not a curated record. The transcript has 2 exons. The coding region runs from base 1 to 297 and encodes 98 amino acids.